This is a messenger RNA of Rotaria sp. Silwood1, 996 nucleotides long. The record is from the annotation of a GenBank genome assembly. NCBI's taxonomy places the organism in Eukaryota, Metazoa, Rotifera, Eurotatoria, Philodinida, Philodinidae.
AUGAAGAGAAAAUUUCUCUCUCUUAUUUUAAUAAUUUUUCUUCUCUCUAUUUUAGACUAUCCAUUACGUUCUCCAUCCAGCACCAACAUUCAUCCGAAUGCUCGAUGGCAACAAAAUGGUAUCACUGUAGCUGGAGGAAAUCGACAAGGCAAUGAAAUCAAUCAACUCUCAAACCCAUGUGGUUUGUAUGUUGAUGAUAAUCAAACAAUAUAUGUUGCUGAUCAAUCAAAUCAUCGUAUUGUGGAAUGGAAACAAGGUGCAACGAAUGGCCAAGUGGUUGCCGGUGGAAAUGGAGAAGGAAGUGGAGAUCAUCAAUUGGAUAACCCACAUGACGUGAUUAUCGACAAAGAGAGAGAUAGUCUCAUCAUAUGCGAUACUUCGAAUAGAAGAGUGGUUCGAUGGCCUUGUCGAAAUGGGACAAGUGGAGAAACAAUCAUCUCCAACAUCUCAUGUGUGGGUUUGACAAUGGACGAGAAUGGAUCUCUCUAUGUCACUGACUAUGGAAGAGAUGAAGUGAGACGAUAUCGAAGAGGAGAAUCUCAAGGAACAGUGGUUGCAGGUGGCAAUGGACGUGGAAAUCGUCUCGAUCAACUCUCUUGCCCACAAUACGUAUUCGUCGAUCGAGAUCAUUCAGUGUACGUAUCUGAUGGGAACAAUCAUCGUGUGAUGAAAUGGAUGGAAGGUGCAAAACAAGGCAUUGUUGUGGCUGGUGGUCAAGGAAAAGGAAAUGGUCUUACCCAAUUGUCAUCUCCUCACGGAGUCGUUGUCGAUCAAUUGGGCACUGUCUAUGUGGCUGAUUUUGGGAAUGAUCGAAUCAUGCGUUGGCCUAAAGGAGCCACACAAGGAAGUGUCAUUGUUGGUGGAAACGGUAGUGGAGGACAAUCAAACCAACUCAAUGGACCCAUCGGUUUGUCAUUCGAUCGACACGGCAAUCUCUAUGUUGUCGAUUAUGGAAAUCAUCAAGUUCAAAAAUUCAAUAUCCAUUCCAAUGCAUAA